GGAGUGUAAUGUACAGAGGAUUUGUGUCUGAAGUUUUUGUGCCAUACAUAGAUUUAACUGAAGAAUGGUACUAUAGGACUUAUUUCGAUGCAGGUGAAUAUGGAUUUGGUCUAUGUGCGGUAGAGCUUGAAGCAUCAAAGGAUUGUCCAGAGAACGCGAAGUUUAUUGAUGGCUACUUCAUUUCACAAGAUGGUACUCCAGGAAAAAUGCCUAAUGUAAUUUGUAUAUUCGAACGUUAUGCUGGAGAUAUCAUGUGGCGCCAUACAGAGCUUGCAAUUCCUGGAAAAGUUAUACGAAAGGUUAGACCGGAGGUGAGCCUGGUGGUGAGAAUGGUAUCGACUGUAGGGAAUUAUGAUUACAUUACUGACUAUGAAUUCAAACAAAGUGGCACCAUCAAAGUCACGGUUGGGUUAACUGGUCUACUUGAAGUAAGGGGAUCUAUAUAUACUCACAAUGACCAGAUAAAAGAGGAAGUGUAUGGUACACUAAUAGCAGAAAACACAUUAGGUGCAUAUCAUGAUCAUUUCUUUACCUAUCACCUCGAUUUAGACAUAGACGGUCAUGAAAAUUCCUUUGUGAAAAAUAACUUAAAAACUAGACGCGUGGUCAAUAAAAGUUCACCAAGAAAGAGUUAUUGGGCAGUUGUUAGUGAAACAGCUGAAACAGAAUCAGAUGCAAGGAUUCAGCUAGGUUCAUCACGAGGCGCCCUUGAAAUGGUAGUGGUGAACCCCAACAAGAAGACUGAGGUUGGGAAUGAAAUAGGCUACUGUCUGAUCCCGGGAGGAUCUGCAACAAAUCCUUUGUUAAGUGACGAUGAUUAUCCACAGAUCCGCGGAGGUUUUACCAAGUACAAUGUGUGGGUGACACCUUAUAACAAGUCUGAGAAAUGGGCAGGAGGAUUAUAUACUGAUCAAAGCCAUGGGGAUGAUACAUUAGCCAUGUGGAGCCUCAGGGAUAGGGAAAUCAAGAACAAGGAUAUUGUAUUAUGGUACACAUUUGGUGUUCAUCAUGUACCCAAACAAGAAGAUUUUCCAAUUAUGCCAACAUUAAGCACUGGUUUUGAGCUCAAGCCUACUAAUUUCUUUCAGCAUAAUCCAGUUCUUUAA
Molecule: messenger RNA, 1106 nt
Organism: Solanum tuberosum (potato)
Lineage: Eukaryota; Viridiplantae; Streptophyta; Magnoliopsida; Solanales; Solanaceae
Product: primary amine oxidase-like
Exons: 4
Coding region: 9-1106 (365 amino acids)
Biological process (GO): amine metabolic process
Molecular function (GO): copper ion binding; primary methylamine oxidase activity; quinone binding
Source: RefSeq, a predicted model, not a curated record